Salvia splendens (bonfire salvia) is the source of this 1627-nucleotide messenger RNA. RefSeq lists its product as uncharacterized. Lineage: Eukaryota; Viridiplantae; Streptophyta; Magnoliopsida; Lamiales; Lamiaceae. The record is from RefSeq and is a predicted model, not a curated record. The coding region runs from base 244 to 1428 and encodes 394 amino acids. The transcript has 2 exons.
CAUCUCCUUAUUCCGAUUUAAUCAAUCUGUGUAAUGGGGAAAAGCCAAUACGACGUCAAAUCAUUUCUAUAUGCUAUUUUGUAUGUUCAAUUUUUAUAUGUUCUGCUACUCCGGCGUGUUGUUCAAUUGAUUGAUCAUUUUACUUUUUUUGUUGGCUACUCUAUUGAAUUAUUUUAAUCGGAGGGGAAAGAAAUAUUGAGGCUUUCUUCUUUAUUGAACUGGAAAUUGGGGGAGUUUUUCACCAUGGUUCUUCCUUUAUGCCUUACAUUGUGCAUGUUCAGGUGCAAUUUGUUUCUGGUUGAUGAAAUGAAGAGGACCGCAUACUACAAUGAUGUACCUCAACAAGUGCAUGAUCCGUGGCCUAUCAAGAAAGCACUAACAUUCUCUGAUGUUGAUACCACUCAUCCUUUCCUGACAUUGUCCCGCCAACAAGUUGAAUCCAAUAUUUUGAUGUACAUGACACCUCAACAGCAGGAAAAUCUGAGAGCUGAAGGUCAAGUGGGUUUUAAUGCUCAGGACGAUGAUACUGGUGAAAUGUCUGUAAUGAAAUUAAAGUGGCGUGGGAGCUAUUAUAAUCUAAUUGGAAAAUGGGGAAAAGUUGUUCGUGGAAAGGGACUUGAAGUUGGGCAGGAAAUUAAGCUACGAUGGUUUAAUGGAUGCUUACAUUACUCAGUUCCGCAACAGCGAAUUGUUGCAGUACCACCAAUCAGAAUGGUUGCAGCUCCUCUAGUGCAGGACCACUGGCCUAUCAGAAAGGUACUCACAUCAUCAGAUGUGGACCCUCAUCAUCCUUUUCUUCCAUUGCCUCGUAAAUCUGUUGAAGAGCAUAUUCUUGUGCACUGGAGACCCCAGGAAAGGGAAAGAUUGAGAAAGGAUGAACAAGUAUCUAUAAAUGCUCGAGAUUAUGAUACGGGUGAGGCUCAUGGGAUGAAAUUGAAGUGGCGAGGUAAUUAUUAUCAUCUUCUUGGGAAAUGGGCUAAUAUAAUUAGGCAUAAAGGACUUGGUGUUGGAAAAGAAAUCAGACUACGGUGGGCAAAUAAUUGCUUGUUUUUCUCUGUUCCAGAGGAACAUAUUGUUGCUGCACCAUCUGGGCAUGAUGAUUGGCCUAUCAAGAAAACUCUCACAUUGUCGGAUGUGGAUACAAAUCAUCCAUUCCUUACUUUGCCAGGCAAAGCUGUCGAGGAUCACAUUCUUUUCUACUGGACUCACCAAGCUCAAGACCAGUUGAGGAAUGAACAUCAAGUUGGUGUCAAUGGUCGAGAUGAUGAUACUGGCGAUUUGUAUGUGAUGAAGUUGAAAUGGCGUGGAAGUUAUUACAAUCUGAUUGGUAAAUGGGGCAAAAUAAUCAGAGAGAAGAGGCUCGAUGUAGGGAGAGAGAUCAAGGUACGCUGGGAUAAUGGAUGCUUGGUUUUCUCAGUUCCUCAAUGACAGAGUUCUUUCAUGUAGAUCUAAGUUGAAACUGUAGCCCAUCUAUUGCGAUUCUCUCUAUAUAAUAUAUCAAUGGAGUGCCUUUACUUUCUCGUUAAUAUGAUAAUUGACAUGAAAGAGUAUACUUAUACCAUUAUUUUAAGCUGCUAUAACUGUGGGAUCAUCAAUUGAAUUUAAGACUUUCUAUUUCAUUCAGUUA